AUGAAAAUUAACAAGUCAAUCAGGGAAAAUUCUGAUAUGACAAGUUUUAAAAAAUUUUAUGAAUAUUAUUCUACUAUCGAAUGCAAAAAUGAUUUUUUUAUUACUUGUUUCGAACUGAAUAAUGAAAAUUACAAGUGGAAUUGUUUGGAUUGUGGUUUGAUGUUAACAUCAGAAUCACAAGCUAGAGAACAUUUUUUAGGAAAAAAACAUCAAAAUGUAUUAAAAAAUAAAACAUUUUACAAUUCUUUUAUUGAUAUAACUAAAACUAGUCCGAUUAAUUGUUUAAAAACAUUUUCCAAUUCCAGUGAUAAUAUUUUGUCAGAAAGUAGUAGAAUACAAAGUUUGAGAAAAAAUUAUUUUAAUGUUCAUACUCAUGGGAAAAAUAAUUUUCAAAACAUUGUUCCUCCUCCCGAACUCCUUCUGGUAAAUAUUAUUGUCAAUCAUGUGACCUCACAGUUAAUUCACCUGUUCAAUUUUUACAACAUUCUCAAAGUAGAAAACAUAAACAUAAACAUAAACAUAAACAUAAACUAG
This is a messenger RNA of Pediculus humanus corporis (human body louse), 534 nucleotides long. RefSeq lists its product as uncharacterized. The transcript is spliced from 4 exons. The record is from RefSeq and is a predicted model, not a curated record. NCBI's taxonomy places the organism in Eukaryota, Metazoa, Arthropoda, Insecta, Psocodea, Pediculidae. The coding region runs from base 1 to 534 and encodes 177 amino acids.